AUGUAAAUAUGUACAAACAGUGAUAGACAAAUGAGAUAUUUAAAAAAUUACCUGAUACUAAAUAAUGCAAAGGCAGAAGAAUUAUUGAAUCAAAAUUUUAUGACAAUCAAAUGACAACAAAUGUCUGUUUUUGGUAGCUCAAAAUUGCAUUGUUAUUUUUCGUUGACAUUAAAAAAAAAAAUGAAUAGCUGUUUAUCCAUACAUGUAGGCACAGGGUAGGGUAAUGUGAUGCACGUAUCGGCGAGUUGAGGUCUGCUUAACGCCUCCGUAGUGGGAGAGAACGCUCCGUUCUAUGAGCUGGACAGGUAUAAGGGACUUGAGUUAGUUUCAUACACGCUCAGUGCAUGUUUCGUUGGUCGUCCCGCUUCGAGGGAAGUCGAUUCGUCGCCGUCGUGUCUUAUCUUUGCCGAAGAAAGAAAGAGAGAGAGAGAGAGAGAGAGAAAAAGAGAGGUGCGUUUUUCGAUAUUCUCACCCCGUGACAUCUGUGGGCGUCUUCUCUUCAGGCGUGGCGAAUCUACCUCAGAUGUCCAGCGAAACGAGGAGAUAGUCGCGCUAUGGGGGUCCCGUUGGAAACAACGAGUUCGUACCUGCAAGGAACGCGACAUGAAUUCGACGGACGCUGGAUCUGAUCGCAAGCCGCUUGAAGAAUUACGGUUCGACGUAUACAUCUGUGAAAAGGGGACGUUGCGCCGUACGCAGGUGCCGUAUUCUUGUCUUUGAGGGUCGUCCUCGUCAUUCCGUCGUUUCUCUCACAAGGGUCGAUUAAACAGAGGCGAUCAGUGGGAAGAGUCGGCCGAGUCGUUGGACGAAUAGAACAGUAACGUGGAGACUCUCACUCGAGGAAACAGAGGGAAGUACUUUCUGCCUGAAAAGGAAUUCAACGAAAUAAUUUAGGAUUUAGAAGGGUUCAAGAGACAGUGAUAUGGCCACGAUGGCUGGCAGUGAGUACACAUCCGUGAAAGACUUUUACAGAGACAGAUCGAUUUUUAUAACCGGAGCAACAGGUUUCAUGGGCAAGGUUCUCGUCGAGAAGCUACUGAGAUCAUGUCCGGACAUCAAAAAUAUCUACCUUUUAAUGAGACCUAAAAAAGGCCAGAAUGUGCAAGAGAGGUUGCAAGAGCUUUUAAAUGGACCGCUUUUUGAAAAAUUACGGCGGGACUCUCCUGGCGAGCUUUCCAAGAUCAUACCCGUGGCAGGCGACAUUACAGAGCCGGAGUUGGGCAUCUCGGCGGACGAUCAAAAUAUGUUAAUACGAUCCGUGUCGAUCGUUUUCCAUUCGGCGGCCACGGUCAAGUUUGACGAGGCUUUGAAGCUCUCGGUCACCAUAAAUAUGUUGGGCACCAAAAGAUUGGUGCAAUUAUGCAACCGCAUGCACAACGUGGAGGCGUUCAUUCACGUGUCAACGGCGUACUGCAAUUGCGAUCGGAACGAUGUCGCCGAGGAGAUAUACCCGGUGGGGCGGGAACCCGAUCAGGUGAUCGCUCUGACAGAGUGGAUGGACGACAAGAUGGUCGAAGAGUUCACGCCGAAUCUGAUCGCCAGCCGACCAAAUACGUACACAUUCACCAAAGCACUGGCCGAGCGGAUGCUCCAGCGGGAAAAGGGCUCCCUACCUGUGGCGAUUGUCAGGCCAUCGAUUGUACUGUCGUCGUACAGAGAACCGGUUGCUGGUUGGGUGGACAAUUGCAAUGGUCCCACGGGGAUUAUCGCCGCCGCUGGGAAGGGCUUCUUCAGAACCAUGCUGUGCCACGAGGACAAGGUCGCGGAUCUGGUACCCGUCGACAUCGUGAUUAACCUGAUGAUCUGCGCGGCAUGGAGGACCGCCACGCAGCGCAUCGACACCAUCCCGAUUUACAACUGCUGCACCGGCCAGCAGAAUCCUAUAACCUGGAAGCAGUUCGUUGACUUGUCGUUCAAAUAUUGCCGGCUGCAUCCGGCGAACGACGCGCUCUGGUAUCCGGACGGUCGCUGCCACAGCUCCGCCAUGAUAAACAAAUUGUGCGUGACAUUUCAGCACAUAUUACCUGCGUAUAUCUUAGAUACUCUCGCUCGGCUCAAGGGCACGCGGCCUAUAAUGGUCCGCGUACAGUCGAAACUUUCCAAAGCCGCCCAGUGUUUGGAGUACUUCAGUACGAAACAGUGGAAUUUUAGAGACGACAACGUGCGACGACUGGGUGAGCAACUCAGCCCGGAGGAUCGGGAAACAUUCAUGUUCGAUGUCAGGCAAAUCGACUGGCCGUCGUACUUGGAGCAUUACAUUCUGGGAAUACGACAGUUUAUAUUGAAAGAGAGUCCGGACACACUGCCAGCUGCUCGUUCAUACAUCACAAAACUGUAUUGGCUCCACAAGGCCGUGCAACUCGGGAUACUGAUGAUAAUGCUACGUGUCCUGUUGUUACGCCGCUCCGCAGCGCGAGGGGCCUUCUUCUCGCUGCUGUCCAUCGUACUUCGCAUGUGCCGCUUGAUUGUUUGACGGCUCAGAACGGGCCCGGUCGAUGAUCGUGAUCAGCGUAAGACAAGGCGGCCGUUGAUCAACGGCCGUUAUUUAAAGGUGCGAUUUGUUCUUCGACCUCGUUGCUCAGCCUCCUCGACGAUAAAGCGCUACCACCUACACAUCCAUCGAUUGGCCUUUCCGAUGUUGCUAAUCGUCGGCAAGUAAACGACGCCAGUUAACAGAUACUCGCGAUUCACGGAAAGAGUGAGACCGGUUACCGAAUUCGAUUGGACAAGGAUAAUUCCAAUGAUGAAAGCUGUCUCUCCCCGCGAGUAUAUACAUAUAAGUACGCUCCAAAUAACACCUUGCAUAUAUUAUAAUAAUUAUUAUUCCAUUACCAAUGUUAAUUCCUUGUUGCCCCCUCCCGCCCCCGGUGCGAAUCGUCACAAAAAAAAAUUGGCGGUCAUCGAAUUCCGUGUAGCGACCAUAAUUGUUAUUGUGAGAGCCCAUUACACUACAGAAUAAAAAUAAACGUGCAUCACCACGAUUAUUUCGUUUAACGUCAUCGUACAUCGAUAUACUUUGCACAACGUCAAUUUGUAAUGAAUAAAAGAAGCCAAGUUAUAUCGGCACACACACACACACUUAUACACAAUACACCUACACACUCGAUCGUUGCUAAACGCGAACUCGUUUUUAGUCUAGCUAGUCGAUUUUCGGUAUGGCAAAACGCUCGUGAGUAACCCACCAGAUUCUCACAACACGACGACGGCACCGAGAAUCCGUCGUGCCUCGGUUUUUGUCGGUAUCUGACAUUCUUGUUUUUCCUUUUUACUCUUGUGACGUAAGAUACCUGGAUAGAUAUUUUGCUGCCGUCCGCACAAUGUGUGCGGACUUGCAGUACACGCGUACAGAGGCGAGAGAAAAUUGCUGUCGACGGAAUAGAGACGGAAAAUCCGAUUGCGUAUAGAGAGACGAUUGCCGUACGGAUAGUUAGAACGAAUAUGACAACAAGUAUUUAGCGUUGCGACGACAAAAACGCGCGCGUGUGUGAGAUGAUAUAGCUUUUUUAAACUGCCACUGAUACGCAAAAAAAUUUUCUAGCCGUUAAAAAAAACGUGUCUUGUCCGAAAAACAACGAGAGGCCAACAUCUUUACGAAGAUUUGUUGCCCAAAAGCGCCACGCUACAGUUUACAGUCCACCCUAAUGAAAUAUCUCUGCGUAUCUUACACGUCUUACUGUCGAUCGUUUUCGACGAAUUUCGAAGGCACUGGCAACUUACUGGAAUUAUCUCACCGUAAUUGGAUGUGCGAUACAGUAAAGAAGAUGUAAUCAUCGAAGUCUACGUCACAGUCGCUGAAAAAAUUUAUGUAGAAAAAUAUAAAAAAAAUUUAUGGACACAUUGCUUAUUGACGGGGACAACGUUUCACGUUUCGUUCGACGUAUAUACUUAUGUCGUCUUGAAAACAAUGUAUGAAUACAUAUACCGUGUAGGCGAGAUGUAUUAGCAGUAUGUUAGCAAUUUGCUAAGUAGAUUCGAGCGCCAGCCACAUUGUGGCAGUCUCGCCUGGGCUUGACAUAAUCCGACAGCAGACUGCCUGGCGGAAAUCGAGCGGAAUGGAAUAUAUCAUUUGAAAGGUCAAGGCAGAUUCUGCUCGACUUCUGCGAUCAAUCUGCCAUCGUGUUCUCUGUUAACACAGAUUCUGUUAUACCGAUAAAAUUCGGUAGCGGUAAACUUUUGCAAAAUCCCGCCUUCGACGCGGAACUUUGGCUGUCCGGAUAUUUUUGGAGGGCGUUUACUUCAAUCAUGCCUGAAAAGACUAUUUAACGUUUCACGCUCUCGAUAGUCGGUACAUCCGAGAAUUGAUAAUUCAUCGUUGCCUAUGCCCUUGAAAUGACGAGCGAUAGAACUAACGCUUUGUUUUAUUCAUUCAAUUAGCUCUUUGUAUCGACCAUCCUUUCGCGUAAAAUAAUUUGUCAAGUCGGAGCGGACUUCUCUCCCCUUCUCUUCCCCUUCUCUCCCCCCCUCCCCCCGUUUUAACGAUCAAUCGAUGAAAAACGCUGUCGCGCUUCGAGAAUGAGGAGUACACUUGAAAAUAGAUAAGCAUAAAUGUAAACGGGAUAUCCGUGUUAAUUAACAACGUAAAGAAAAAAAACGACAAAUAAUCUUAAUUUUUGCGCCAAGGAA
Wasmannia auropunctata (little fire ant) is the source of this 4623-nucleotide messenger RNA. Its product is annotated as putative fatty acyl-CoA reductase CG5065. Gene Ontology annotation, molecular function: alcohol-forming very long-chain fatty acyl-CoA reductase (NADP+) activity. The transcript has 8 exons. Gene Ontology annotation, cellular component: peroxisome. The record is from RefSeq and is a predicted model, not a curated record. Gene Ontology annotation, biological process: long-chain fatty-acyl-CoA metabolic process. The coding region runs from base 923 to 2473 and encodes 516 amino acids. Lineage: Eukaryota; Metazoa; Arthropoda; Insecta; Hymenoptera; Formicidae.